AUGUCCCACUGCAACAAAUUCCGCGAUGGUCACGCCAGACAACUGCUGUUCGGUGGCCGCGAUGGUGCCCGGGCUGUGCUCUCCCUCGACGCCUGGGCUUGGCCGGGCCGAGACGUCCUCUGGUGCCGAAUACCGUCCAAGAGCCCAGGGCUUCAGCCCCACAACUCGACGAUCGCCUCGACUUCUUCACACGCCUUCAGCCCUCAUCUCGGGCCGGGUGAUUUGGAUCGGUCUACCGGCCCACCGGAAGUCGGCCCAUCCGCACGCUCCUUCGAUCAGACGGUUUAUGAGGCCGGAUUGCCCUCGGUUCAGGUGGCUGGGAGACCGAUGCAGCUACGCUCGACCGGGCCGCAUGUUCAGCAGGUGGCCCGGCCGUCUGGUCCUCCCUCUAAAACUCAG
This is a messenger RNA of Protopolystoma xenopodis, 399 nucleotides long. Lineage: Eukaryota; Metazoa; Platyhelminthes; Monogenea; Polystomatidea; Polystomatidae. The record is from the annotation of a GenBank genome assembly.